GCAGAUUGACCUUGGAAAAAUCAUGUUCACGAUUUGGUUCAAAUGGAAUCUACAUUUUCAGAGGAGUUAUUGAGGAUCUACUACCGAAGACUUUUCCCAUGCGAUCUAUUUGCACAGUGGCUUACAUAUAAUUCUCGAUGUAGUGGGCUUUCUAAAAGAGAACUCAGUUUUACACUGAAUGGUGAUAUCUAUCUUAGAUAUCAGAGUUUUGAUUCGUCGUCGGACCUUAGGAAGGAUCUAGUCAAGCUAUGCCCUAUUAAGAUUGAUAUUGGGGCAGUUUACUCAACUUCUCCCAGGCUUCAUCGUUCAAUUUUAUCAUCUUCACUCAAGCCUGAAUGGAAAGAAUUAGUUUUCGAUAUUGAUUUGACUGAUUAUGAUGAAGUUCGUUAUUGUUGUGGUGAACAAAGUACUUCUGGAUCUUCUAUUUGCCUUCGCUGCUGGCAACUUGCUCGUUCUGCAGUCCUCUGUAUCGACCGUGCCUUAAGAGAAGACUUUGGGUUCCAGCAUUUAUUGUGGGUGUAUUCAGGUCGUCGUGGAGUUCAUUGCUGGGUAUGUGAUCGUUCCGCUCGGCAUUUAGAUCAAACUUCGCGUACAGCUAUCGCGGAGUAUUUAACUUUGGUUAGAGGGGGUAACGGUAAGAAGCCCACACUUACUGCUGGUAACUUCUCAAAAUCUUAUGAUUCACAUUCACAUGGGAAUAUUGAGCCAAUUUUUCAUCCUUGUGUGGAUGCAGCUUGUGAUAUAUUGAUGCCUCGAUUCACAACUUAUUGCAGUACAACAAAUGGUCAAAAUUUAUUCGGAAAUAAAAAACGUCUGGAUAAGUUACUGUCAUUUUUACCGGUUGAGUUAAAAGAUCUUCGUGAACGACUUUUAGAUGAGUGGUCUACCGAUACUCAAGAAAACAAAGAAGAAGUAUCUACAAAAAGAUGGAACACAUUAAGAAAGUUUUUGAAAGAAAAUGGUCGCGCAAAUGUUUUGAAGGAAAUAGUCUUAAAUUUCACAUACCCUAGACUAGAUGUUAAUGUGUCAACAGGUCUUAAUCAUUUACUGAAGAGUCCAUUUUGUGUGCAUCCGAAAACUGGUUAUAUAUGUAUACCAUUUAAUCCACAAGAAGUCGAUAAACUUGAUCCAUUUAAUGUACCAACAUUAAAUGAACUUGUAGAACAGCUUUCUUCUGUAACAAAUAAUGAUCAUGAUUGUGGUAAUAAUGAUGAAAAUAUUUCAUCCAAUGAUAGACAUUUAUUAUCAUUUAAGAAUACCUCUUUAAGGUCUUCAAUUGAAUAUUUUGAGACUUUCAUAAAACAUGUUUUAAAAGCAGAAAAUUCAUGUUUUAAUGUUAAUCAAGCUGAAGGUAAUUCAGAUUCAUUUAAAUCUAUUCCUGUAUUUUAACACUUCCUUUUGUAAAAGAGAUUUUAAAGACUGUAUAUGAAUUAUGUUAUUAGAUUAUUAUUAUUGUUAGUAUUCAAAAGCUUUUUUAUUUUUACACUAUGUUAAUAUUUCUCAACUCCGACUUCAUUACAGUCAACAGCAUUACUUCUAUCCUCUUCUUUCUUAUCCUGCUAAGUAGAGUCAAGAGGAUCAGUUAAGUAGUUAGAGCUUUUUGAUCAUAACCUCAAUGUAUCAAUUAAAAACACACUUAAAUUGAUCUUUUGUAUAUCAAGUAUAAUGGUUAGAAUUU
This is a messenger RNA of Schistosoma intercalatum, 1678 nucleotides long. NCBI's taxonomy places the organism in Eukaryota, Metazoa, Platyhelminthes, Trematoda, Strigeidida, Schistosomatidae. The record is from the annotation of a GenBank genome assembly.